This is a messenger RNA of Tetranychus urticae (two-spotted spider mite), 2483 nucleotides long. RefSeq lists its product as uncharacterized. Lineage: Eukaryota; Metazoa; Arthropoda; Arachnida; Trombidiformes; Tetranychidae. The record is from RefSeq and is a predicted model, not a curated record.
UAACUAAAGGUUUUCAAUUUCAAUAUUUAGUGCAUUGAGCUUAAUGAAUCAAGAGUUAUUGUGUGUUUAUCUGUGUGAGUUUCAACCUUUCACUGUUUGACACCUAAUAGUUUCAACAAAUCAUGAACAUUAGUCUGAAACUUAGUUCUUCAAUUGUUUCGAUUCUCUUUAUUUCUGUUUGUUUAGUGAAUUUGAGUAAAAGUGACCAGUCUUAUGUAGAUGACCAAAUAUCUUCAACCAAACCUUUCCAUGCUAACCAAGGUACUUUGCUUAAGAUUGGUUUCGCUGGAGCAUUUUGGGACUACAUCAAAACAAACCAACAUAAAUCAAUAAAUUUAUCGUCUCAAUGUGAACAUAAACUUAAUUUAUACAGUGAAUUGAUAGAUCAAGAUGACCAGGAAGCUUUAAAAAUAUUAACCUCAUCGAGUCACUUACCUUCAAAGUUUUUUGAAUCAUCAUACUCGGAUUUCGAAGGCUACAGUCAAUGCUUAACGAUUCAAGAAACUAAUUAUUGCUCAGCAUCAGUUUUACCAGUCAAUCAAACUCUUUAUCCACAUUGGUUUUCAUUGCGUUACAAUGCUACAAUUCACAUCGGUUUUUGUCUUCCGACCUCUUGCUCACAGGACGAUGUUGAUAACCUUAUAUCUUCAGUUAUGAAACCAAUUGGUUGGGAAAAGGUUUACUUCCAUGGCUGUCAAAGACCAUCAACAUUCACUCAAAGAUUGGCGAAGGCAAAUGCAUCUCAAAAGUGGUCAUUAGCUUUUCUUGUUGUGAUCAUUGGACUGGUUUUAAUAUCAUCAUUAGUACAUCAUUUUGGGUUAUAUUUUACAUUCAAUUGCUUCUGGUUGAAGUAUUUUGCUAUUCAAGAAACUCAUACAAAUCUGAUCAAUGGCCAUAAAAAAGGGAGAAUCUUCAUAAUUGAUCAAAUGCGUAUUUUGAUUUCUUUCAUAUUCUUGCUUAUUCAUUACUUUGGUUUGAUUCCCAUGUCAAAGUUAAUCUACAUGGCAGAAAGUUUGGAUACGAUUACUUACUAUGCAAGUGGAUGGGGCUUUCAACCAGUUAAUAGUGAUUGGAUUUACAGUGGCAUGAUUUAUGUCGGAGGAUCAGCCAUUGGGUUACAGCUAUGGGCAACAAUAAAACCAAAUACAUCAUUUUCAACUUACGUUAAAUUGUUAAUAAAACGAUUAGUUUUGUAUUGGCCAGUUUUGAUGGUUGCAGUGGCGAUGAAAAUUGUUUUACCAUUAUUCGGUUCUGGUCCUAUUUAUUCCCUGCAUACUGAAUGGCGAUCAAAUGUUUGUAGCAAUAACUUUUGGACUCUAUUGCUGCAUAUCAACAAUUACCAGAACGUUUAUGAUAUGUGUUUCUGCUAUUUUUGGUCAAUGGCGGUUGAAUUUCAUCUAUUCAUUUUGGCGCUAGGGAUUGUCUAUUUGUACAAAACAAGGCCAAAAAUAGGAGUGAUUGUUAAUAUUAUCACUGUUCUGAUUGGUUUGGUCUCAAUAUUUUGGAUUUUUUAUUCAAAUAACAUUGUUUACAGAUUAGCCGGUUACUCUAAUGAACAUUUCUCGCAAGUUGAGACCUUCUUAAUUCGCAGUUAUACUCGCACGGAAGCCCAUAUAUUUACCUAUUCAUUUAGCUUGUUAGUUACAUUUUAUCUGAUACAAAAUCCAAUGAUAGUCAUCUCCGAGAGAGCUGAGCGACUCAUAACAAUCAUUCUGACCACACUAGUCAUUUUACAAUCAUAUUCACCAGGAAUUUGGAAUGUUUGGAGACUUGAAGGUAAUCGUGUCUGGUACGCAAUCCACGCUUUAACCUGUAAAAUAAUAUGCACACUUGGAUUUGCUUGGAUUGCCUUUUCUGUGCGUACACAAGCUUAUACAGUGAUGGCAAAUAUACUAUACGAUGAUAAAAAGCUUGAUGCUAAUGAUAAUAGCAUUGAUGGACCAAAGGAAAAUGGUCAAUCCAAGAAUUUGAAUGACAGAACACCAUCGACCAAAUACAAGAUGUUUUAUGCAGCAUCAAGAGCAACCUUUUUCGUCCAUUACAUUCUUUUUCUUUGGUAUUUCUCUGGAAAAUCGAAGAUCGUUUUUGAUUAUAGUUUCCUCGCUGAUUCAAUAUGUUUGAUUAUCUUUGCAUACCUUGCUGGUUUAAUAUUUCACUAUUUUGUAAUAGGACCUUUUGAAAACAUUGUUGGAUCUUUCAAAUUGAAAAAAUUUGGUAAAUUUGAAUAAAAACGAUUUAUUUUGUAUUUCAAGAAGAAACCAUUUCCUACAAGAGUCAAACUUUUGCACACCGAAGUCCAGUUAAUCAAAUACAUCAACAUCUGUCAUGCCACUUCCAUCGUGAUGCGUUAUCAUUUUUUGCGCUGGAAGAUCUCUCGCUUCCCAUCGUGAUUUUGUAAAGAGAUUUAAAUUGUCAAACUAUUCGAUGAUAUUAAUUUUGUAAUAUUUAAGGCUAAUUAAAGUGUCAAAUAUUUAUUUUAAUAA